CCGGGGAUCCGCUCCGUUCACCGGUCGGCCUGGCCCCGUCCGGUCCGCGGGCCCCCGUGUCUGUGCGCUCCUUGGCACAUAAUCUGGCCUGGGACCAGAACCGAACCAGACAGAGUUUGAAGCUGUGCUAUUCCAGCAGCGGGGCUGGCUGCAGCUCUGUCCGCGGCUCUGGUUUCAUCCUCCGCCUUUGUCUCAUGUUUUCCCCCGGAGGUCCUCCCCCUGCGGCGCGGGGCGGAGUUUCAUACCGAGCUAGACGCUCCUUUUGUCGGAUUCGUUUCGAACUGACUCCCCGGGGUUUACGGGCAAAAAACAGGCUCUAAGAAAGGCUCAGAACCAGCCGAACCGGCACGGUUCUGUUCGGGAACCAUCCGGAAAUCCAGCAGAAUCAUCAGAGCGGCGAGGGGCGGAGCCUCCGUCAGGAUGAACGGCAGCAGCAGCGUCUCUGCGGCUCAGAGGAUCAAGGCUGAAACAGACGCGUGGAGCCAGGAGGACUGCCUGACGCUGCUGGAGCGGAUCCGCGGUCUGCUGCCCGACGCAGACGGCAUGAAGUACAAAACCACCGAGUCGCACUUCGACUGGGACAAGGUCGGCUUCGGCCGCUUCACCGGGGACAUGUGCCGCCAGAAGUGGCAGAGGGUCUCCUGCGAGGUCCGGAAGUACCGGACCAUGACGGAGCUCAUUGUGGACGCUACCGAGUUUGUCAAGAACCCGUACAAAGGCAAGAAGCUGAAGACCCACCCAGACUUCCCCAAGAAGCCGCUGACUCCCUACUUCCGCUUCUUCAUGGAGAAACGAGCCAAAUAUGCCAAGAUCCACCCGGAGAUGAGCAACCUGGACCUCACCAAGAUCCUGUCCAAGAAGUACAAGGAGCUGCCGGAUAAGAAGAAGCAAAAGUACAUCACAGAGUUCCAGCGGGAGAAGGAGGAGUUUGAGAAGAACAUGGCCCGGUUCAGGGAGGAACAUCCAGACCUGAUGGAGGAGCGGAAGAAGUCGGACUUGCCGGAGAAACCCAAGACGCCCCAGCAGCUGUGGUACAACCAUGAGAAGAAGGCCUACAUGAAGCUGCACCCAGAGGUGAGUCAGAAGGAGCUGAAGGAGGUGCUGAGGAGGCAGUGGUCCCAGCUGUCCGACAAGCGCAGGCUGAAGUGGAUCAGCAAGGCGCUGGAGCUGCAGAAGGACUACGAGGACAGCAUGAGGGCGUACCACGAGGCCCACCCAGACUCCAACUCAGAGGAACACGUCCGCUCUGUCCUCACCAAGGCCGAGAGACAGCUGAAGGACAAGUUCGAUGGACGGCCCACCAAGCCGCCGCCGAACGGCUACUCCCUGUACUGCGCCGAGCUGAUGGUGAACAUGAAGGACGUGCCGAGCACCGAGCGCAUGGUGCUGUGCAGCAAGCAGUGGAAGAUGCUGACCCAGAAGGAGAAGGACAUGUUCCAGAAGCGCUGCGAGCAGAAAAAGAAGCAGUACGACGUGGACCUGCAGCGCUUCCUGGAGAGCCUUCCUGAGGAGGAGCGGGACCGAGUCCUGACGGAGGAGAAAAUGGGCGGAGCCAAGCUGAAUGUGGGCGUGGCUCCCAGCCCUCUCAGAGCCAAGUCUCCAUCGGUCAAGGUGCCGCCAGAACCAGAACCAGAACCAGAACCAGAGGCCCUGACUGAGCAGUCUGUCUUGCUGCAGGAACGCAGCCGGGAGGCGGAGCCAGAGGCGUGGCCAGCAGCCGGAGGCGGAGCCACAGCGCCCAGAGAGCGGCGGGACGCCAGGAAGGCAGCGAAGCUUCCAGAGACGCCGAAAACGGCCGAGGAGACGUGGCAGCACAGCGUGACAGGAGAUUACCUGGCCAAGUACCGGAGCGACCGCAGGAAGGCGCAGGCGGCGAUGGAGGCGGCUUGGCGCUCCAUGGAGAAGAAGGAGAAAAUUCCCUGGAUCAAGAAAGCAGCAGAGGACCAGAAACGUUACGAGAGGGAGCUGUUGGAGAUGAGAGCGGCCCCCGGCGGCCAGAGGAAGCCCAAGUUCGAUGGGGAGCCGAAGAAGCCUCCAGUGAGCGGCUACCAGAUGUUCUCGCAGGAGCUGCUGACGAACGGCGAGCUGAACCACUUCAGCCUGAAGGAGCGCAUGGUGGAGAUCGGCAAGCGCUGGCAGAAGCUCAGCCAGGCGCAGAAGGACAAGUACAAGAAGCAGGUGGAGGAGCAGCAGGUGGAGUACAAGGCCCACCUGGAGGCCUGGGUCAAGGCGCUGUCCCCUCAGGACCGCGCCGUCUACAAGGAGUUCUCCUCCUCGAAACGCCGCAGCAGCUCUUCCAAAGCCACCGUCAGCCCCGUGGCCAAGGUCCGCGUGACGGCAAAGGGGAAGGUGGGCGGAGCCAGGGCCGUGACCCCAGGGGUCGCCGUGGGGAAGAGGGCCAUGGCAUAUCGCGCCAAGGACAUGUCCGACUCCGAUGAGGAGGAGGAGAAGAGCGGUUCCUCAGACUCUGAUGAAGACGAUGAGACAUCAGGAAGUUCAGAAAGCGAGGAUGAAGACGAGAACGACGAUGAAGAGGAUGACGACGACCAAUCUUCCUCGGAGGAAUCCAGCGAGUUGGACUCGGAUUAGCCCCGCCCACUCAUUGAAGAGGACAGGCUGUGCAGGCCACGCCUCCUCCUCUGCCAGUCAUCUGGGCAGACCAAUGAGAGGCAGUGCUGUCGGAAGUGGGCGGAGCCUGUUACAAGCGUAUCAGUUUAUAUUUACUUGGUUUUUAUCUGACGGACAUUUCAGGAUGACAGCUUCCUGUUUGUUCUUCUGGGUGGGCGGGGUUUGUACGUGACGACAUGCAGGGGGCGGAGUCAGUGUUGGACCUCCAGUCAGCCGGAGGCCCAGAGAAUCUCAAUAAAUGCACUUUUUCCAAAG
Messenger RNA from Poecilia reticulata (guppy), 2883 nucleotides. Lineage: Eukaryota; Metazoa; Chordata; Actinopteri; Cyprinodontiformes; Poeciliidae. The record is from RefSeq and is a predicted model, not a curated record.